UUUCCUAGUGUGACUUUCUUAGACAGCAGAGGGGUAUAGCGGAGGAUGCAGUGUGGGAGAUGAGUGGUACCAAGGAUGACAGCCGUUGUCAGAAGGCAGUCCGCAUUGUCACCGAGCUGUGCCGGAAGAAAAGCCUGCCUAGCUUGGACCUGGACACUUGCAGGGAAUUCCUCCUGUUGCCUUCCGACCAGAGCCUGAUUAUCUCCGAGCCAGAGCUCUCCGUCAGCCUCCUUGCAGUGAUAGUUAUUGUGUGUGGACUGGCCCUGGUGGCAGUUUUUCUGUUUCUCUUUUGGAAGCUGUGCUGGGUUCCCUGGAGGAACAAGGUCAUUUCUUCUAACCUGGCCGUCUUGCAGAGCGAGGCAGGCUGCAAUAAGGAGAACAUGGCAGACAAGCUCAAGGACGCGGGUGCCAUAAGUUUCCUGGAGGCAGCGGUGAAGAUCAGCCACACGUCGCCAGACAUCCCCGCAGAGGUCCAGAUGUCCAUGAAAGACCACAUCAUGCGGCGCACGCGGAUCCAGAGGCAAACAACGGAGCCUGCAUCUUCCACCAGGCACAUCUCCUUCAAAAGGCACCUUCCUCGGCAAAUGCACGUAUCCAGCAUGGACUACGGCAUGGACCCACCCGCUGUGGCUGAGCAGCCGACCAGCAUCGGUCGCAUUAAGCCCGAACUCUAUAAGCAAAAAUCUGUUGACUCUGAGGACCCCAAAAAAGAGGCAGCAAAAACCUGUGGGAAAAUUAACUUCACUCUCAAGUAUGACUACGAGAAUGAGACGCUGACUGUCCGAAUUCUCAGGGCUUUUGAGUUGCCAGCCAAAGACUUCUGCGGCAGCUCAGAUCCCUAUGUGAAGAUCUACCUCCUGCCCGACAGAAAGCGCAAGUUCCAGACACGAGUCCACAGGAAGACUCUGAAUCCCACCUUCGAUGAGUCCUUCCACUUCCCUGUGCCCCAUGAGGAGCUGGCGAGCAGGAAGCUCCACCUGAGCGUCUUUGACUUUGACAGGUUCUCCAGACACGACAUGAUAGGAGAAGUUAUCUUGGAGAACCUGUUUGAGGCCUCAGACCUUUCCCGGGAGACUUCCAUCUGGAAGGACAUUCAGUACGCGACGACGGAAAGCGUGGACCUGGGAGAGAUCAUGUUUUCCCUUUGUUAUUUGCCAACUGCAGGUCGCCUCACCUUAACAGUCAUUAAAUGCAGGAAUCUCAAAGCUAUGGAUAUCACUGGUUACUCAGAUCCAUAUGUCAAAGUGUCUUUGCUCUGUGAUGGGAGAAGACUAAAAAAGAAGAAAACCACCAUAAAGAAAAACACACUUAAUCCCACUUACAAUGAAGCAAUAAUCUUUGACAUUCCCCCAGAGAACAUGGAUCAAGUCAGUCUGCUUAUCUCCGUCAUGGAUUAUGAUCGAGUGGGCCACAACGAGAUUAUUGGGGUUUGCCGUGUGGGGGUCAAUGCUGAAGGACUGGGCAGAGACCACUGGAAUGAGAUGCUGGCAUACCCACGCAAGCCCAUCGCGCACUGGCACCCAUUAGUGGAAGUAAAGAAGUCUUUCAAAGAGUGGCAAGGCCGGGCAGCGAGCUUUGACAGCCAGGGUUCCUGUCCCUCACCUAAACCACCACCCACACCAUGAUACAGAGCGCGGCGAGUAAAAUGGGACUAAACCAAGUUAUUUUUGCACUUGGCCUACAGUCUCAGUAAUUUGUUGCUGAGUGGCAGUGGCAGCAGCGAGACUUUCCAGUCUAGUUGUUCCUGCGUAAGU
Gymnogyps californianus (California condor) is the source of this 1754-nucleotide messenger RNA. RefSeq names its product synaptotagmin 6 (gene SYT6). Gene Ontology annotation, biological process: regulation of dopamine secretion; regulation of calcium ion-dependent exocytosis; calcium-ion regulated exocytosis. Gene Ontology annotation, cellular component: membrane. NCBI's taxonomy places the organism in Eukaryota, Metazoa, Chordata, Aves, Accipitriformes, Cathartidae. The transcript has 7 exons. Gene Ontology annotation, molecular function: calcium ion binding; calcium-dependent phospholipid binding; phosphatidylserine binding. The record is from RefSeq and is a predicted model, not a curated record. The coding region runs from base 60 to 1625 and encodes 521 amino acids.